This is a messenger RNA of Parascedosporium putredinis, 861 nucleotides long. The record is from the annotation of a GenBank genome assembly. NCBI's taxonomy places the organism in Eukaryota, Fungi, Ascomycota, Sordariomycetes, Microascales, Microascaceae.
AUGAAGCGAAGCCAAGGCCCCCAUAUCCGACCAAUGGCUUUCGGGUCGGCUGAGACGCAGAUUGAAGAGAUUCUGGGCGCGGAACUGUUUAGAUGCGCCAUCGGGAACGAGCUCAAGCCGCGUCGCUGCUUCUCCAACACGCAAUGGCAGCUGUUCGAGCGAAAGGUCCGACGCGGGACCGGCAACCGGAUCCAUAACGUUAGGAUGACUUGUCGAAGCCAUUCUACAGAGCCCCGUCUGGAGCGGUUGUGCGAGGGUCCUUGCCACAGAAUCCUGCCGCUCACCAAGUUCAGUAAGAACACCCGUGUCAUGGGAAUCAACGAGGAUGAUCAGACUCAGGUCAACUUCGCGGUCGCCGGCUCAGGCUAUAGCACAACUGAGGUUGAAAGCUCCGGCAAUGCCGAGACAAACUCUGUGCCGAGUCACUCAUCCCUCCACAUUGCACACUAUGGCCCUCAGGUUGCCGAGGAGAGCAGUUUUCAAGGCCCAGAUCAUGUUGCUUUCGACUCCUUCAUCCCAAGGCCUCUGCCUUCCCAGGGCUGGUCUGAAGCCCGGCUUCCUCUCUCCAGUCAGAGCAGUUUAAACUUUGCGAGCUCCGAUCACCAAGGCUAUUCGAUGAAUCCCGCCGAGGAUUCUACCACCAACAAUGACGCCGCAAGUUCCUUCCAGCUGGGACUACCUCAUGCGAGGUCUUCGAUCUCGAGCGGCUUUGACACGGCUCCAGGGUCCCUCAACGUGGAAGACGCCGCUUUUGAGUUGGACAGCCAGCAUCACGGGCAGUGGCCCCCUCUGGCCGACGAGUAUGACUUCAUGCUUCCUCCUCCAGAAUACGCAAGUGAUUCGGAUUGGGAAUUCCCUUGA